This is a messenger RNA of Lates calcarifer (barramundi perch), 2421 nucleotides long. RefSeq names its product chemokine-like receptor 1 (gene cmklr1). The transcript has 2 exons. Gene Ontology annotation, biological process: positive regulation of macrophage chemotaxis; inflammatory response; complement receptor mediated signaling pathway. NCBI's taxonomy places the organism in Eukaryota, Metazoa, Chordata, Actinopteri, Centropomidae. The record is from RefSeq and is a predicted model, not a curated record. Gene Ontology annotation, cellular component: plasma membrane. Gene Ontology annotation, molecular function: G protein-coupled receptor activity; complement receptor activity. Bases 186 to 1220 code for a protein of 344 amino acids.
UACUGAAAGUGUACAGGGGGGAUGGAAGUAUUGGGAAACCACUGUCAGUCAGCUGAUUUUGGGUUGUGGUGGUGUCUCUAACACAUCUAGAGGAAAUUGCUCAGCUGUGCAUACUCUCAGCUCCAGACACCAUCAAGUCAACAGCAGUGGAAGGUCUGUGCUGCAGAAAUCUCUAAAACAGGAAAAUGGAUUUUGCAGAAGAUUACCCAGAUUACUCAAACUACUCUUAUAAUUAUGACAAUUUCACUCCAUAUGAGCAGCCAGUUUUUCAGCACCAAUCGACAUGUUUCAAGGAAGUCUUGUGUGUGUUUUUGCUGGUGGUCAGUGUGAUCAUUUUUCUGCUGGGCUUUUGUGGGAACGCGCUGGUCAUCUGGAUCUCUGGCUUCAAGAUGAAGAAGACGGUCAACACUACCUGGUACCUGAGCCUUGCCGUGUCCGACUUCGUCUUCUGCGCCUUCCUCCCAUUCAGCAUCACCAACAUGGUGAUGGAGGAGUGGAUCUUUGGCCUCUUCAUGUGCAAGUUCACCUCCUCAGUCAUGUUCCUCAACAUGUUCAGUAGCAUCUUCCUCCUGGUCAUCAUCAGCAUUGACCGCUGCAUCUCUGUCAUGUUUCCAGUUUGGGCCCAGAACCAGCGCACUGUCAGAAAGGCAUCCAUUGUUGUUGUAAUAGCCUGGAUCCUCGCUAUUGGCCUGAGCAUCCCCUCUAUGAUCUUUAGGGAUGUUAAAACUCACAUGGGUAGGACUUUUUGCUUCAACAAUUACACACUGCACCAACACAGCCACAUGAUAGUUGCAUUGAGCCGCUUCUUUGCAGGGUUCGUUGCACCUUUCAUCAUCAUCAUCAUUUGCUACUCAAUCAUCAUCCUCAAGCUUCGCACCAACCGGAUGACCAAGUCUUCCAAACCCUUCAAGGUGAUGACCGCAUUGGUCGCAGCUUUCUUUGUCUGCUGGCUGCCCUACCACGUGUUCGUCCUACUUGAGCUGAACCCCCAUAACCACAGUAUAUUAAUCAUGGGACUCAAAGUGGGCACUUCUAUGGCGGCGGCAAACAGCUUCCUCAACCCGGUGUUGUACGUUUUCAUGGGCAAUGACUUCAAGCAGAAGUUCAGGAGCUCUAUGCUCUCAAAGAUGGAGAACGCGUUGGGAGAGGAAGGUCGCACCACCAGUCGAUACCUGUCCAGGUCCAGCUCUAUGGACGGCAGAGCCUCCACACACAUCUAGAGGUAUCAGAGACCUUACUCCAAAAUGGUUUUAAAUACGCAAGUAAUUAACAGAAGAUGUAAAAACAUAUCUAAUGAGAACACACUCUGUAAAUGAGCAUUUUUGUUGCUUUUUUUUGUCUUGGCACGAUACAGAGAUCUGCUUCCAAAUUAAGCUCACAAACUCAUAAUGUAGCUUGAGCCAAUAUGUAAACAUGUACUUAGCUCAUGUUCCACUACAGAGUGGGUGGAAUCAGUCUCAUCCAGCAGAGCAAGUGUUUUCAGAGCAGUAUUUGUUUAAAGUGUUGCAGGCAAGUUUUAACAGCAGCACAUAGAGGAAUUUUAUUUGUAAAAUAAAAGGACUGUAAAAUAUGAGGUAAUGCAGACUGGUGACAAAUUAAAAACCAACCUAAUGUGCCUUGGAAUUGACUCUCCAAGUCUCCCAAGUAUUUCCUCAUUUGGUGUUUUGAUGAUGGUGGUCAAUGAGUCUAAAACCUGAUUGAGAUCUGGUGACUGCCAAGGCCAUAGUGUAUAAAUUGCACAAACCAUUCAGUGACCUCUCCUGCCCUAUGGAGGCAUUGUUAUCUAUUUUCUCCACUUUUCCAGAGUUUUUCUUUAAUUUAUCAUUCAGCUGAAUCUUCUGAGGCUUGACACAUAAAAAUGUGUUACCAUUAUUUUGCUCAUUUGAUAUAUAAUUAAUUGUUGUGAAGUUUUCAUUUGAUUGAUCUCUGAAUUAAAAAGGUAGGCACAAGGCUGAACUGACUAUAACAGCUGCUUAAGCAAACAAGCAGAGAGCUGAUGACUGGUAUUUCUUUUUCAAAUGAAGCCUCAACUCACUCUCCACCUGAAGAGUGAGAUGUUCUGUGGUUUUCUUUACUGACACCACAGCACUCAACUAUUUCUGUGUUGCAACAUUUUUGCAAGUUAUAUUUGACUGACCCAAAUACAAUGUGCAAAUGGGUGUAGGUCUGUUGUUGAUAUGUAAAGUGUAAUUAGUUCUCAAAGUAGUAAGUACUCCACUGUUAUUCACACUGUAAAUUCUUUUGGACAGGAGUUUCUCAUGUGAGACGAAUGUAUCUUUCUAAUGACGAAGUAUAGCAGUCAUGAAAUCAUGAUUCAGUUCAAGUAACACACAACAAGCUGUUGUUUUGAGUUGACAAAAUCAGGUAUAUGAGAACUGUAUAGUGAAUGUGAUUUGUCCAAUAAAUGUUUGAAUGAAGUAA